Molecule: messenger RNA, 590 nt
Organism: Coregonus clupeaformis (lake whitefish)
Lineage: Eukaryota; Metazoa; Chordata; Actinopteri; Salmoniformes; Salmonidae
Product: thioredoxin-like
Exons: 5
Coding region: 165-482 (105 amino acids)
Molecular function (GO): protein-disulfide reductase activity
Source: RefSeq, a predicted model, not a curated record
CUGAACCACAUUGACAUUACCCGCCCCCCUUGCAUGACGGGCUGUCCCAUUCAACGCAGAGCGUACGCGGGUCUACAGUGCAGCUGCUCGAAACAGACAACCAGGGGGUGAAAAAAAUACGCCAGCAUUAAACUGUCAACCAUCGUGUCUAACUAUCUAUCGCCAUGAUCAUCAUAAUCGAAGAUAAGGAGGGCUUUGACAAGGCCCUGGAGGAGGCAGGAGAUAGACUGGUGGUAGUGGACUUCACAGCUACGUGGUGCGGCCCCUGUCAGAGCAUCGCCCCCUUCUUCAAGGGUCUGUCUGAGACAUACCAGAGCGUGGUCUUCCUGAAGGUUGACGUGGACGACGCUCCGGAUGUGGCCAGUUUCUGUGACAUCAAGUGUAUGCCAACAUUCCACUUCUACAAGAACAAGAACAAGGUGGAGGAGUUCUCAGGGUCCAAUCAGACCAAGCUGGAGGAGCUGGUUAACACUCACAAAUAAAUACACAACUGUCUGAGGAUAUCCUGAAGCCUUCCACCCUCCUCUCCUCCUCCCACCCUCCUCUCCUCCUCCCACCCUCCUCUCCUCCUCCCACCCUCCUCUCCUCCU